AUGGCUGACAGCAUCCCGUUAGAUCCGAUACGGAAGAGCUUGAGGAGGAGCAACUAUUUCUACCAGUCUGUCAGACAAGCGAGAUUCUCCGUCGACGAUGAGCCGUCGAGCCUGGACGAGAUGCCGCUGAUGAUGUCCGACGAGGCCUUCGAGAACGACGAGAGCGACUACCAAACGUUACCACGGGCGAGAGCCAACCGCAGACAGCAGGGCAUCGGCUGGUUCCUCCUCGGCGGGUGGAGGGUCCUCUGUGGAAGCUGCUGCGAUUGCCUCGUCCGAAUGUGUCGCCGAAAGAAGGAACUGAAGGCCCGCACUGUGUGGCUCGGCCAUCCUGAGAAGUGUGAGGAGAAGUUCCCCAAAAACUCUAUCCACAACCAGAAGUACAACAUCUUCACCUUUGUGCCAGGGGUUUUGUACCAGCAGUUCAAGUUCUUCCUCAACCUCUAUUUCCUGGUAUUGGCCUGCUCACAGUUUGUGCCUUCGCUGAAGAUCGGAUUCCUGUACACGUACUGGGCUCCUCUGGGUUUUGUGAUGGCUGUCACAAUGGUACGGGAGGCCGUGGAUGAGGUACGGCGCCACCAGCGGGACAAGGAGAUGAACUCGCAGCUGUACAGCAAGCUGACGCUGCGCGGCAAAAUCCAGGUGAAAAGCUCAGACAUCCAAGUGGGAGACCUGAUUAUUGUUGAGAAGAACCAAAGGAUUCCUGCAGACAUGAUAUUCCUGAGGACUUCAGAGAGGAACGGCGCGUGCUACAUUAGGACCGACCAACUGGACGGCGAGACUGACUGGAAGCUGAAAGUGGCCGUGGGGUGCUCACAGCGCCUUCCAGCAGUGGGGGAUCUCUUCUCCAUCAACGCCUUUGUCUACGCUCAGAAGCCCCAGCUGGACAUCCACAGUUUUGAGGGAAACUUCACACGGGAAGACGCCGACCCUCAAGUCCACGAGAGCCUGAGCAUUGAAAACACGCUGUGGGCCAGCACAGUCGUAGCCUCGGGGACUGUGAUUGGCGUGGUGAUCUACACCGGCAAGGAGACUCGCAGUGUACUCAACACGUCAUACGCCAAAAAUAAGGUGGGCCUACUUGACUUGGAACUAAAUCGCCUGACCAAGGCCCUGUUUUUGGCCCAGUUGGUUCUGGCCAUCGUCAUGGAAGCGCUGCACGGCUUCGUGGGCCCCUGGUUCCGCAACCUCUUUCGCUUUGUUGUCCUCUUCUCCUACAUCAUCCCCAUAAGCCUGCGGGUGAAUCUGGACAUGGGAAAAGCGGCCUACGGCUGGAUGAUCAUGAAGGAUGAGAACAUUCCCGGCACAGUGGUGAGGACCAGCACCAUCCCGGAAGAACUGGGCAGACUGGUCUACCUGCUGACCGACAAAACAGGCACUUUGACACAAAACGUGAUGAUCUUCAAGAGGCUGCACCUUGGAACUGUAUCCUAUGGCACCGACACCAUGGAUGAGAUCCAGAGUCAUAUCAUCCAGUCCUAUGCUCAGGUCAGACCCAAUUCUACCAGUGGGAGCACUGGCGACUCCACCACGGUUUCCCAGAAAUCCCAAACUCCAGGCCCCAAAGUCCGCAAGAGCGUCAGCAGCCGCAUUCACGAGGCGGUGAAAGCCAUCGCGUUGUGCCACAAUGUCACCCCAGUCUAUGAGCCAUCCGGCGAGACUGAUACGGCGGAGGCCGACCAAGACUUUAGCGACGACAAUCGCACCUACCAGGCCUCCAGUCCUGAUGAGGUGGCGCUGGUGCAGUGGACGGAGAGUGUGGGCCUCACCCUGGUUAACAGAGACCUGGCCUCCCUUCAGUUGAAGACGCCCGGCGGGCAGAUCCUGUCCUACAAUAUCCUUGAGAUCUUCCCGUUCACCUCAGAGAGCAAGCGUAUGGGCAUCAUUGUCAGGGAGGAGUCGACAGGAGACAUCACAUUCUACAUGAAGGGCGCCGACGUUGCCAUGUCCAGCAUAGUGCAGUACAACGAUUGGCUGGAAGAGGAGUGUGGCAACAUGGCCAGAGAAGGUUUGAGAACGCUGGUAGUGGCUAAGAAGUCGCUUUCUGAGGAGCAGUACCAGGACUUUGAGGGUCGCUACAACCAAGCCAAGCUGAGCAUCCACGACCGGACCCUUAAGGUGGCAGCGGUGGUUGAGAGCCUGGAGCGGGAGAUGGAGCUUCUCUGUCUGACCGGCGUGGAGGACCAGCUGCAGACUGACGUCAGGCCCACGCUGGAACUGCUCAGGAAUGCUGGCAUCAAGAUCUGGAUGUUGACUGGGGACAAACUGGAAACGGCCACGUGUAUCGCCAAAAGCUCUCAUUUAGUCUCCAGAAACCAGGACAUCCAUGUUUUCCGACCGGUGACGAACCGAGGAGAAGCCCAUCUGGAGCUUAACGCCUUCAGGAGGAAGCAUGACUGCGCCCUGGUCAUCUCCGGCGACUCCCUGGAGGUGUGUCUACGCUACUAUGAGCACGAGUUUGUGGAGCUGGCGUGCCAGUGCCCCGCCGUGGUGUGCUGUCGCUGCUCCCCCACGCAGAAGGCCCAGAUUGUCACGCUGCUUCAACAGCACACCGCCAAGAGGACCUGUGCCAUAGGGGAUGGUGGGAAUGAUGUCAGCAUGAUCCAGGCUGCCGACUGUGGUAUUGGAAUCGAAGGAAAGGAAGGAAAACAGGCAUCUUUGGCGGCCGACUUCUCCAUCACGCAAUUCAAGCACAUCGGCCGUCUCCUCAUGGUGCACGGCAGGAACAGCUACAAGCGUUCGGCAGCCCUGGGACAGUUUGUCAUGCACCGUGGCAUGAUCAUCUCGGUUAUGCAGGCAGUCUUCUCGUCUAUAUUCUACUUCGCUUCUGUUCCCUUAUAUCAGGGAUUCCUCAUGGUUGGUUACGCCACCAUCUACACCAUGUUCCCGGUGUUCUCGUUAGUGUUGGAUCAGGACGUGAAGCCAGACAUGGCGCUCCUCUACCCGGAGCUCUACAAGGACCUCACCAAGGGCCGUUCGCUCUCCUUCAAGACCUUCCUGAUUUGGGUUUUGAUCAGCGUCUAUCAAGGGGGCAUCCUGAUGUACGGGGCGCUGCUUCUGUUCGAGUCUGAGUUCUUGCACGUGGUGGCAAUCUCCUUCACAGCACUCAUCCUGACCGAGCUCCUGAUGGUGGCGCUGACGGUGCGCACGUGGCACUGGCUGAUGGUGGUGGCCGAGUUUCUCAGCCUGGGCUGCUACCUGGCCUCUCUCGCCUUCCUCAACGAGUACUUUGGCAUAGGCAGAGUGUCCCUUGGAGCUUUUCUUGAUUUGGCCUUCAUCAUCACGUGGCCUUUCCUGUGGAAGGUGUCAGCCAUCACGCUGGUCAGCUGCCUACCGCUGUAUAUCAUCAAGUACCUGAAGCGAAAAUUCUCUCCGUCGAGCUACUCCAAACUUGCCUCCUGA
This is a messenger RNA of Nerophis lumbriciformis (worm pipefish), 3402 nucleotides long. NCBI's taxonomy places the organism in Eukaryota, Metazoa, Chordata, Actinopteri, Syngnathiformes, Syngnathidae. The record is from RefSeq and is a predicted model, not a curated record.